Papaver somniferum (opium poppy) is the source of this 1358-nucleotide messenger RNA. RefSeq lists its product as uncharacterized. The coding region runs from base 161 to 1183 and encodes 340 amino acids. Gene Ontology annotation, cellular component: ubiquitin ligase complex. Gene Ontology annotation, molecular function: cullin family protein binding; ubiquitin-like protein binding; ubiquitin conjugating enzyme binding. Lineage: Eukaryota; Viridiplantae; Streptophyta; Magnoliopsida; Ranunculales; Papaveraceae. The record is from RefSeq and is a predicted model, not a curated record. The transcript has 9 exons. Gene Ontology annotation, biological process: protein neddylation; positive regulation of ubiquitin-protein transferase activity.
AAGACUAGGACCGGGUUCAUUUCAAACCUACCAUUCUUUCCUGUUUCCUCCUCAUCUCUCAAAACUUUACCCAAACUCACAUCCCAAAGUCUCAUCUGUAGAAGAUUCUUAGGUUAUUUUUACUAUUCAAUUUUUUCUCUGGGGUUUACAUAAUCACCCAAUGGAUUCAUCUGGUUCCAACAUGGUAAACAUUUUCGACAUCUAUAGAAGAUAUUGUGAUAUUAGGUCAAGAAGUGGACAUGAAGGUGCAAAGGAGGAAUUAAAUCUUCUUUUGAAGUUAAUAGAGUCGAAAAGGAUGAUGGGUUUCUUGUCCUUGAAUUCAAUUUUCGAUGAGCUUCAUGGGCUCAUGUCACACCUGGACUUGAUGGCAGGUUCUUUUCAAUUCACAUGCUUUUAUGGUUUUGUAUUUUUCAUGUGCCGGGAGAAUGGACAAAGGAACAUAACUAUAAGUAAGGCCAUAACAGCUUGGAAGUUGGUUUUAAGUGGUAGGUUUAGACUGCUUAACCAGUGGUGCGAUUUUGUCGAGAAACAUCAACGGCACAAUAUCUCGGAGGAUACAUGGCCUCAAAUCUUGGCCUUCAGCAGGUGUGUCCAUGAAGAUCUUGAGGGAUAUGAUUCUAAAGGUGCUUGGCCUGUUCUUAUAGAUGACUUCGUUGCCCACAUGUACAGAAUUACUCGGUCCAACAGUUGUAGCAGUCUGAAUAUUCUCUUGAAAUGUGGUGAUCCGAAAGUGCAAUCGUGCAUAUCUGAUGAUGCUUUCCCUGGACUAGAUAUUUUUUCUGGCUCAAAGAGGAAGUCCUUUUCCUACUCCGGCGAAAUGGAUUCCUUGGAUUCCUGUUCAAACUCUAGAAUUGGAACUUUAUUACAGUGCAAGAGAGGUAGGGAAACUUCCUGGGGCAACCAACAAGGAACGUCAGAGGCCGAAAUGGAUUCCUUGGAUUCCUGUUCAAACUCUAGAAUUGGAACUUUAUUACAGUGCAAGAGAGGUAGGGAAACUUCCUGGGGCAACCAACAAGGAACGUCAGAGGCCAAUCGACAAAGAAAUGCCAUGGGCGAUGACUAUAUGGAAAUGGUUAAGCCCGAGAACUCAUUAGAUCCCAGGAUUAACUCAAUGUGUGUAGUUGAAGGUAGCUUGUCAAAGGGUUUUGCAGGACUUCUUUCUACAGGUUCUUAUAAACCCUAAAAAUAUCACACCAUUUUUGCAACAUGGUAAAUAUUCUGGUAGGGUCACAAUAUGCAUGUGAAUUGCUAAACGCCAAAAGAUAAUUAUAUAGAUGUGAAUUUCUUUUGUUUUUUAAUACUUUUCUGGGCGUUUUGGUUAAGAUCAAGGGUAAUAACUGUUAGUAUCAGUUUACUUU